Molecule: messenger RNA, 2920 nt
Organism: Aspergillus saccharolyticus JOP 1030-1
Lineage: Eukaryota; Fungi; Ascomycota; Eurotiomycetes; Eurotiales; Aspergillaceae
Product: phosphatidylinositol-3-phosphatase YMR1
Exons: 3
Coding region: 239-2497 (752 amino acids)
Biological process (GO): dephosphorylation
Molecular function (GO): phosphatase activity
Source: RefSeq, a predicted model, not a curated record
GUUUGUUAAAGUAAGUUUGCUUAACAUUCCCUUCCAGACUUUGCCUUGAAUCAUCUGUGGCUUUGUACUUGUGUCUCCUUUCCUCGUCUUGAAGUAUAGCUUUGUAUCUAUCGUCCUUCAUUGUGCUCUUAAGCCUUAUCGUCAUACUUACCGACCGUGCCGGCGCACUGCCAACCUCAACUGUUGCACUUAACACCCCCCGCCAUGAAGCUUAUGCGGAGACAGUAACAGCCAAGGCAUGGAGAGAACACGAGUUGCUAAGGUUGAAGAUGUGACCUUGGCGCGUCGCGGUGAACAGGUCGUCGGCACACUCCAUCUUACCCCUCAUCAUAUAAUCUUCUCCUACAUUCCUCCCUCGACCGACAAAGUCCAACCUCCCAACACGACCGUCCGGUCAAAGGAGCUCUGGAUCACAUAUCCGAUCGUCUCCUUUUGUACUUAUCGCCCCACUCCCGCCGCAGCCCGCCAGCCGUCUUCGAUUCGGUUACGGUGUCGGGAUUUCACCUUUGUCUGCUUCUACUUCACGAGCGAGAGCAAGGCGCGAGAUGUGUACGAAACGAUCAAGUGCUGGACCUGCAAGGUUGGACGGAUCGACAAGCUGUAUGCUUUCACUUACCAGCCGCCGCCCCCCGAGCAGAAGUUCAAUGGUUGGGAAUUAUAUGACGCCCAGAGGGAAUGGGCCCGGCAGGGCGUGGACCAGGAUGGCUCUGGCUGGCGGAUAUCUCAGCUGAAUGCUGACUAUGGGUUUUCUGCGACUUAUCCUGCUCUCAUUCCGGUGCCGACUACCAUUUCGGAUAUUACGCUCAACCAUGCUGGCAAAUAUCGGUCCAGAGCAAGAGUACCCGCUCUCACGUACUUGCACCCCGUGAACAAUUGCUCCAUCACACGCAGCUCGCAACCGCUGGUGGGCGUUCGGCAGAACAGAAGCAUCCAGGACGAGAAGUUGCUCGCUGCGAUAUUCUCGACUUCGCGAUCUGAACGACCGCUUGCAAAUUUCACUCCGCCGAACCUAGAGGCAGAAUCCUCCAGUUCGACUUCAAGCGACCAGCCCAGCAGUCAAAUGCUGGCAGACAUGACCAAUACCGAAGAACUCGAAGAUGAGAUGCUGGCAUCAUUUGCCGGUGACCCUGAGGGAAAACCCCAUAUCUACGGGGCACAACAACGCAAUCUGAUUGUUGAUGCUCGUCCCACUGUCAAUGCCUUCGCUAUGCAGGCUGUCGGGCUUGGGUCAGAAAACAUGGACAACUACAAGUUCGCUACGAAGGCAUAUCUCGGCAUUGACAAUAUCCACGUGAUGAGAGAUUCUCUUAACAAAGUGAUCGAUGCCCUCAAGGACUCGGAUGUGACUCCAUUGGGUCCGAACAGGGAUCAGCUUGCGCGCAGCAACUGGUUGAAACAUAUCUCAACUGUUUUGGAUGGCGCGGGCUUGAUUGCCCGGCAGGUUGGGCUUCAGCAUUCACAUGUCCUGAUUCAUUGUUCAGAUGGAUGGGACAGGACAAGUCAGUUGAGCGCGCUAAGUCAACUGUGCCUGGAUCCGUACUUCCGGACGUUGGAAGGCUUCAUGGUAUUGGUUGAAAAAGACUGGCUGUCGUUCGGACACAUGUUCCGGCAUCGAGCUGGCCAUUUGAAUAGCGAGAAGUGGUUUCAGAUUGAGAAUGAACGGAUCGGGGGUGACUCGAACCGACCGUUCGGCGAGGCUGGAGGUGCAGGGAGAGCCAUCGAGAACGCCUUUCUGAGCGCCAAAGGUUUCUUCAACAGGGACAACAAUAGUCGUGAUUCUCUUGGAGAGUCGGACGGGGAGAUGCAGUCCUAUGAUGGAGAGAAUGUGAAAAAGCCUGCAGUGCCGAGAGCAACAGCGGUAGAAAAGGAAGUGACCAAGGUGAAGGAAACCAGUCCGGUUUUCCACCAAUUCCUAGAUGCAACAUAUCAAUUACUCUAUCAGCAUCCCACCCGGUUCGAGUUCAACGAACGGUUCCUGCGGCGGCUACUUUACCACUUAUAUUCGUGCCAAUUUGGGACAUUCCUCUUCAACAGUGAGAAGGAACGGGUAGAGUGGAACGCCAAGGGACGCACUCGAAGUGUUUGGGACUACUUUCUGGCACGGAGGGAACAGUUCCUCAAUCCUGACUAUGAUCCGCAGAUUGACGAUCAUAAACGUGGAAAGGAACGUCUAGUAUUCCCACGGGUCAGUGAAGUACGGUGGUGGAGCGAAGCAUUUGGUAGAACCGAUGCUGAAAUGAACGGCUCUCGGGCCCCUGCGUCGGGGCUGUCAGUGCCCCGUGAAGCCCCAAGCGCUCAACGCUCGCCAGUGUUGACCGGGAUGGAGACCGCCAACCAUUCUGUUGGCGCUGGCUCCGCUGGCAAAGACGUUGACAAUGCCCCACCGAGCGGUGUCGCUGCUGUGACUGCGGGAAUCUCGAGUUUGGCUUUCCCCAAAAGCAAAGAGAGUACCCGGGAUACGAAAAGCAUGAAUCGUAUGGAGCUUGAGCUGCAAUGAAGGGGGAGAAAUACCACUUUGCCUCCCAGAUGAUGGAAAGAUGGACGCACCGCUGUCAGCUUUGGCCAGGAGGGACGAUCUACAAAAGCCAGCGCCUGUUAUGUUUGUUAUUUAGCUAUUGUUGUGUCCUUAGUCUUGCUUUUUUUGACGCUACCUCCUUUGUCUUGAUUUUGCGGGCUGAGAUACGAUUUCAAGGUCCGAUGGAUAGUGCAUUAGGCCAGAAGGGAAGAAAGAGACAGGCCGAGUACCAUCCAUGUGGGGUCUGGAUAUCCCCGCUGGGGCAUUGAGAGCUGUUUUGAAGAAGGACCCAUCGAUAUAGAGGAUUAAGCCAGUGAUAGUGCCGGAGAGUACGGUGGCUUAUCUAGUCCGAGAUGGUAAAGAUGCGCCCAAGUGUAGCAGCUGUAUAGAGCAAGAGAAAAAGAG